Messenger RNA from Chlorocebus sabaeus (green monkey), 2089 nucleotides. It is a transcript of the gene BEST2, whose product is annotated as bestrophin 2. Gene Ontology annotation, molecular function: chloride channel activity. NCBI's taxonomy places the organism in Eukaryota, Metazoa, Chordata, Mammalia, Primates, Cercopithecidae. The record is from RefSeq and is a predicted model, not a curated record.
GCAGCCCAGCCGAGGGAGGAGAACCAGGAAAGGGGGGCACACCCACUCCCCAGCCCCACCCAACGCCAAAGCCACCCGCCCAUUCCAUCCCUGUCCCUGUGGGUCCCUGCACCGGCCACCUUCAACACAGCCCCCACCCGGGCCACCCCCUCUCCCUUUGGCCACACCUGCCGGGUGCCACGAUGACCGUCACCUACACAGCCCGAGUGGCGAAUGCCCGCUUCGGUGGCUUCUCCCAGCUGCUGCUGCUGUGGCGUGGGAGCAUCUACAAACUCCUGUGGCGAGAGCUGCUCUGCUUCCUCGGGUUCUACAUGGCGCUGAGUGCUGCCUACCGCUUUGUGCUGACCGAAGGGCAGAAGCGCUACUUCGAGAAGCUUGUCAUUUACUGUGACCAGUAUGCCAGCCUCAUCCCUGUCUCUUUCGUGCUUGGCUUCUAUGUGACGCUGGUGGUGAACCGCUGGUGGAGCCAGUACCUAUGCAUGCCGCUGCCCGACGCGCUCAUGUGCGUGGUGGCGGGCACCGUGCACGGACGCGACGAUCGCGGCCGCCUCUACCGGCGCACACUCAUGCGCUACGCAGGGCUCUCGGCCGUGCUCAUCCUGCGCUCUGUCAGCACCGCGGUGUUCAAGCGCUUUCCCACCAUAGACCACGUGGUGGAGGCUGGGUUUAUGACCCGCGAGGAGCGCAAGAAGUUCGAAAACCUGAACUCGUCCUACAACAAGUACUGGGUGCCCUGCGUCUGGUUCUCCAACCUGGCGGCGCAGGCCCGGCGCGAGGGCCGCAUCCGCGACAACAGCGCCCUUAAGCUGCUGCUCGAGGAGCUGAAUGUGUUUCGGGGCAAAUGUGGAAUGCUCUUUCACUACGACUGGAUUAGCGUACCCCUCGUCUACACGCAGGUGGUGACCAUCGCACUGUACAGCUACUUCCUGGCUUGCCUCAUUGGUCGCCAGUUCCUGGACCCAGCUCAGGGUUACAAAGACCAUGACCUAGACCUGUGUGUGCCCAUCUUCACCCUGUUGCAGUUCUUCUUCUAUGCCGGCUGGCUCAAGGUAGCUGAGCAGCUCAUCAACCCCUUCGGAGAGGACGACGAUGACUUUGAGACCAACUUUCUGAUCGAUCGAAACUUCCAGGUGUCCAUGCUGGCAGUGGACGAGAUGUAUGAUGACCUGGCUGUGCUGGAGAAGGACUUGUACUGGGAUGCGGCGGAGGCUCGCGCCCCCUACACAGCAGCUACUGUCUUCCAGCUGCGGCAACCUUCCUUCCAGGGCUCCACCUUCGACAUCACGCUGGCCAAAGAAGACAUGCAGUUUCAGCGGCUAGACGGCUUGGAUGGGCCGAUGGGCGAGGCGCCCGGCGACUUCCUGCAGCGCCUCCUGCCGGCGGGCGCGGGCAUGGCCGCGGGAGGCCACCUGGGCCGGCGCCUGUCCUUUCUACUCCGCAAGAACAGCUGGGUGUCAGAGGCGUCUACCGGGGCCAGCUGCUCAUGCGCGGUUGUCCCCGAAGGCGCGGCCCCGGAGUGCAGCUGCGGAGACCCGCUGCUCGAUCCUGGCCUGCCGGAGCCCGAGCCUCCGCCCCCUGCGGGUCCUGAACCGGUUGCCCUCAUCCCUGGGCCUGUCGAGCCCUUCAGCAUCGUGACCAUGCCCGGAUCCCGGGGUCCGGCGCCACCCUGGCUGCCCAGCCCUAUUGGCGAGGAGGAGGAGAAUCUGGCCUAAGAUCUUAGAGCCCAGCCGCCUAAGGACAGGGAACCAGGUCCCUGCACGGCACACAGGCAGGUGUCCCGGUCUGCAUAAGCCUCCUGUGCCUUUGUAAAGUCCACCUACACUUUUGACCAGCUCUCGCUGCCUGCCUGGGUUUGGCGCUGUGCUAGGGGCGAGAGUUCUUCCAGACUCUUGGACCAGCCCACCCUUACCACCAUCUCUACUUCCCAACCCCCACUGCCUGAGAGGUCUUCAUCAAUGUUCUGCCUGAAUUCUUUCCUUUAAGUGAAGAUGUGACUAUCUCAUCGAGUUGUCAUGAGGAUGAAAGAAUGGCAUUAAAGCAUUUGGUAUACAGUAGGUGCUCAAUAAAUUGCUAGUUGUUUUUAUUCAAA